Molecule: messenger RNA, 2060 nt
Organism: Cydia pomonella (codling moth)
Lineage: Eukaryota; Metazoa; Arthropoda; Insecta; Lepidoptera; Tortricidae
Product: zinc metalloproteinase nas-8-like
Exons: 8
Coding region: 313-1725 (470 amino acids)
Biological process (GO): proteolysis
Molecular function (GO): metalloendopeptidase activity; zinc ion binding
Source: RefSeq, a predicted model, not a curated record
UAAGUAAUAUAUAACUAAACCUUUCGUUAUUAAUAACGCCUCAGUUACGUGGAGUAAGGAUUUUAGCGUAAAUAAAAUUGGCAUUUUAUGUUUGACUUUUGGGUCACCGGCUCACAGGCAGCCUAACUGAGGAAAGUGCCAACAGAGACGGAUCCCUUAUUCACAUGAGAAAAACAACAGCAGCAAGCGUUUCUGAACAAGUUUAUAGCGUACAGUGUUAACCAUAAAAUUUUCUUAUCACAUUUGACGUUUUAUUGAUUUUCAACACUUGCAUCAUAAACGAAACUUUUUACUCACAAGUCGGGUUUGAAGAUGCAACAAACAUGUGUUUUCAAUUGUUUCAUGUUUUGUUUUCUAUUAGUAAUUUAUAUGGCAGAUUCAUCGCCCGACUCUAUUUCCGAUUCAAAUGAGGCAAAUAUUGUUAAACUUGGUGAUACAGCUGACGGUGGAAAAUCAGAUGAUGACGUCGCAAUUGACGAUGAAAAUCCAGAUGAAGCAGUUGCCGAUCAGACGAUGCCUGCAGAUGGAAAUGAUCCUGUUCAAGAUGAUGAUCAAGACAAAAACGAACCGAUAGAUGAUGGAAACGAAAAUUAUUUACAAGGUGAUGUUCAACACACCAAUGAACAAAUGGAUGGAGUUGAUGCAGAAGAUGAUGUUCCAGGUGACAAUGAACCAAUUGUUGGAGAAGAAAAAGCAAAUGAGGAACAGGAUGACGCGCCGGUUGAAGAUGAAUCAAUUAAUACAGGAGUACAAGAUGAUACUGUGACUGAUGACAAAAAAAAUGGAGACCAAAGUAAAUUGUAUAAUGGAACUUAUACCAAUAAGAAAGCAAUUACAACAGACCGAAAACUCUUUUACUUAAGCCCGGCUGAAAUUGAAAAGUUUAAAAUAUGGCCUAACGGUACCGUCUCGUACUACAUCGACGAGUUUUCUUAUGACAAAGUUCUUCGAGACAAAAUCCGCAGCUACCUUGACUACGUCGAGCUUAAAACGAUGGUCCAUUUUCAUGAGCUUGCUGAGCCGCCUACGGACGAAGACGAACGAUGGGUCUUUUUUGUAAAUCGAAGAGGCUUACUAGACUGCAAAGAUUAUUCAACUAAAUCCUUCACAUUUAAAGGUGUUCAGAAAGUGACAGUUGGCUACAAUUGCCUCAAACACGGCGGACCGAUGGCGGCAAUCGUUUUGGCGUUGUUGGGCGUGCCGCCUCAACACAAUUCACCGAAUCGUGAUAAGUUCAUUACUGUUGCUACAGAACAUAUUCUGCCAGAAAAAUUGGGUUUAUUCAGUCUGUUAAGAGAUGACGAGUGGUUGUUCCAUGAUUUGCAAUACGACUAUACCAGUGCAGGCCACUAUCCGUCACAUAAAUAUACUGCAGAUGGAUCAAGGACUAUAUCCACCAAGCCUGAUGGAUUCGACACACGUUAUGAAGAUUUUGAAAAUAUUUUAAACACAGAAGAAGUAAAAGAUUACAGUGACGAUGAUUUAAGAAAAAUAGAUAUGCUUUACGGUAACAUUUUACUUAAACAAUAUAAAGUUAUGAAACUUGAUGACUGCAAAGCUUUCUAUCGACCAGGACCUGGUUUUGGAAAUACCAGAUUGACAAAGCCGAAAGAAAUAUCAAAAAUGCCGAAACCGACACAGUACCUCGAUGCGGUAAAAAAAUUAUAUGGAGAAGAUAUUGCACUGUUUGUUGGUGAAACACUUAGUUCACUAGAAAGCAAAUAAGUGAAUUUGAAAAUGUAUUAUAUAGUAUUUAAAAAGAAACCAAAGUAAAAACUCAUCAAAUUAAAACCAUUUAAUGGUUUAUGACGUUUUUGGAUACUAAAUGUAUACCAAAUUUUUAAGAUAAUAUGUAAAACUAUCCAGCAUACUGCAAUACCUAAUUAGCGAGACAGCACUGAAAUUGAUACUAAGUAUGUAGAUAUCAUUUUUUAUAAUCUUAAACAGGUAUAACUACUAUUUUUUUUUUAAAUAACGAUGGAAACUUCAGAAAUAAGGUCAAAGAUAAUUUCAUUAUUCGAAAUAUAGAAUUACAAUAGGAUAAUAAAAUUGCAAAGCAA